AUGACGUUCGGCACGGACAAAUCGGCCCUCCACUACUACGACGUGAGCCUGGUCGACGGAUUCAACCUUCCGGUGGCGAUGGUGCCGGUUGGAGGAGGCGUGGGCUGCGGAUCGGCGGCCUGCGAGGUGGAUCUGAACGUCUGCUGCCCGUCGAGGUUCGAGGUGAGGAAGGGGGGGAGGGUGGUGGGCUGCCGGAGCGCCUGCCAGGCGUUGAAGACGGACAAGUACUGCUGCACCGGCGAGUUCGCCUCACCGAAGAGCUGCCGGCCGACGCUCUUCUCCACCCUGUUCAAGUCCUUAUGCCCCCGGGCGUACAGCUUCGCCUUCGACGACUCCUCCAGCCUCCGGACCUGCAGGGCCUCCCGCUAUCUCAUCACCUUCUGCCCUCCGAGGAGAUGA
This is a messenger RNA of Spirodela intermedia, 399 nucleotides long. The record is from the annotation of a GenBank genome assembly. NCBI's taxonomy places the organism in Eukaryota, Viridiplantae, Streptophyta, Magnoliopsida, Alismatales, Araceae.